GCGUGGCAGGAGCACCGACGAUGACGAGGCCGCGCUGACAGAGGCCCUGAUGAAGAACGGCCUCGCACAGCCGCUCGAGGGCAGCGACGAGGGGCUCGUGGACGUCGUCGGCUCCAAGGGCGCGCGGAUGGCCGUGGCUCAGCAGGAGCUCGAGGACAUCGUCAGCCCGAUGAGGAUGGAGUGCGGCCUCGGGGAGCCCAUGCUGCAUGAUGCCGACGGGCGUAGAGCGGUCGCAGUCGUUCGUGGAGCCGCUGUCGUUCGUGCAGGAGCCGCUGACGGCAAUGGAGAUCCUUGUGAGGGUGCCGCCGACAGCUUUCUGUCUGCAGUUCGUGGAGCGGCUGACGCUGACGGAGCUGCUGAUGAGUUUCAGGCCAUCGCCGACAACUCGUUCGAGGAGGGCGGCGGCCUCAAGGGCAAGCAGGAGGAGAUGGAGGACAUCGUCAAGCACGGCCUCGCGUACACCAUCGAGAGCGAGGAGAAGAUCCAGAAGACGGUGGGCAUCUCUGCCUGCUUCGAGGACGUGCGGCAGGAGGCCGAGGGCAUCGUCGACCCCAUUCUGCGCUCGGACGCGUCCGAUGUCAAGGAUGGGCUCGAGGAGGCGGGCCAUGCGAGGGCCCAGUGGCGCCACGGGAUCCUGAAGGAGGGCGGCCGAGUGCGCCUCCGCGACGGGCGCAUCGGGUCGCUCUACGACCCCGCGGUGGAGGACGGCUGCGUGCUCGUGCUGCUCGGGAAGGGCCGCCGCGCGGCCGUCAUGCCGAUCAAGGUCGACGACGUCGAGAGCGUCGAGCUGGGCACCUAG
Messenger RNA from Prorocentrum cordatum, 799 nucleotides. NCBI's taxonomy places the organism in Eukaryota, Dinophyceae, Prorocentrales, Prorocentraceae. The record is from the annotation of a GenBank genome assembly.